UCAUCUAGCGACAUUUAGCGACUUUUCAAACUGGCUUUAGCUACUUUCCAUCGAAAGAAGUUGGCAACACUGGACGCGCGUAACUCUAGCUGUGGGCUCAACGGAACUGUUGGCAGCCGCGCUGAAAAUAUUACUAUAUCGUAUAUUAUAAAUAUAAAAACUCAUACUAAGGCCAUUUUGACAACAUGUCUUGGAUUUUGGGUUCAAGAGAAAUAUCACUAAUCGAAAACACUGGUUUCCGUGGUACAAUUCCAUAUAACUUAGCCUAUUGAUUUACAAAGAGGGAUACUUGACACUAAAGCACUGUUUUGAGAGGCGAAACGCCAGCGAAAUUAAAGUUUGACGUCGUUAAUUACAAACACGAGAUUAAUAAUUUAUAAUCACUUUAAUUUAAUGACAGACCUAAGCUGAAUUUAAGACCAAUGCUGUUUUCAACUAACGAACAAGCUUACAUACAUUUCCUUUAUGAAGUGGUGACGUCCUGGCUUUGCAAAUGCAUAUAGUUUGGAAGAAUGUUAAUCCAAACAUCGCGAGAUUCUCUUGCUCCCUGUAUUUGGCGCGCUGUGUUCUUGCGCUCGUGCAGUGUCAUGAACUGCGCAGACUCGGAUCACUGCUGCUGGUUCAGUGGCUUGCGUUUUGUUUACCAAAUUAUGUCGCACUCGCAAUGAUUUAUAAUAAUAAUUAGUUGUUAUAAAGUCAAGUCCUGCCGAGUCAUGAAGGUCAAGUCAAGUCAAGUCUCAAGUCACUGGAUCUCAAGUCCAAAUCCUGAGCACUGGAGACUGCUGGACAGGUUCACAGAAGCAGCGUCAUAAAAGGGAAUGGGUCGUUCCUGCUAAACGGUUUACAGAAAAUGUAGACUACAGUCAUCUGGCCUAUGUCGGCAAGAUCCGAUCAGACAAUGAUGAGACCAUGAUGCUGCACUACACUCUGAGGGGACCAGGAGCCAACCAGCCACCUGUUGGUUACUUUGCAGUAGACACAUACAAAGGACUGGUUCGCAUUACACGGCCUCUGGAUCGCGAGGAGAGACAAAACUACACCCUUAUUGGCACUGCAUGGUAUGCAAACAACACCAUAGCUGAAGAUAAUGUUAAAAUCAACAUUAUUGUGGAGGACCAGAAUGAUAAUCCGCCAGUUUUCAUCAAGCCAGAACGAAGCAGCAUUUACGAGGGGAGCCCAGUUGGUACCUUUGUAACACAAGUUGUGGCCAAAGACGCAGAUGAGCCAAACACUCUUCACACUAAGAUAGCAUAUAGCUUGAUCAAGCAAGAGCCAAACAAUGGGACGCUUUUCUUUGCUGUUCAUAAAGACAGUGGAACAAUCUCUGUGAAAAACCCAACACUUGACAGAGAGGUACACAGGUCUUUUGUUCUUACGGUGCAAGCUGCUGACAUGUAUGGAAGUCCCGAAGGAAAUUCUGCUACAGCUACUGUAUUUAUAGAUAUCCUGGAUGUCAAUGACAAUAUUCCUAUUUUGGAGAAGGAUGAGUUUUCAGCAAGUAUUGAUGAGAAUGAGGCACCUAUUGAGGUUUUGACGAUCCAGGCAUUGGAUAACGAUGAAGAGAGGACAGACAAUUGGUUGGCCGAGGUUAUAAUAGUCUCUGGGAACGAGGAUGGACGUUUCUCUAUUGAAACUGAUCCGAAGACAAAUAUGGGUGUUUUGUACCUGAACAAGCCUGUUGACUUUGAGUCAGCAUCUGAUAUGAACCUGAAGCUAGUUGUUGCAAACAAAGCUCGUCCAGGAGCACCUCUAGGGAGUGGAGCAGGAGCAGCAGGUGGUGGAGCUGGAGCUUCUGGAGCAGGUGGUGGUGCUGGAGCUUCUGGAGCAGGUGGUGGAGCUGGAGCUUCUGGAGCAGGUGGUGGAGCUGGAGCUUCUGGAGCAGGUGGUGGAGCAGGCGGUCAGCCUGUGUUUUUUGGAGGAAGUGCGUCCAAUCAAAAGACAUACUCAGUGAAGAUAAGUGUCAAAAACAAACCAGAAGGCCCAAAGUUCAAGCCAAAGCUCAAGCCUAUAUCUGUAUCUGAAAACACCAAAAAUUAUUUUCCAAGAGUAAUUGACACCUACACUGCUAUAGAAGAAGACACAGACAAAACAGCAGAAAAAGUCAAAUAUGCAAAGGGAUAUGAUCCUGACAACUGGAUUUCUAUUGACAAGGACACGGCUGAGAUAAAAUUGAACAAGGUACCAGAUCGUGAGUCUCCUUUUGUGGUAAAUGGGACCUACUAUGCCAAGAUCCUCUGCAUUACAGAUGAACUGCCCUCUCAGACGUCUACAGGGACUAUAGCUUUGCAGGUGGAGGACCUGAAUGAUAACUGCCCCAAACUCCUUAAUAAUGUGCAGACUGUCUGCAGUGAUACCAGAGUGGUCAAUGUCACAGCAGAAGAUGAAGAUUCAGAUCCCAACGGAGCUCCACUAGAGUUCAGAUUGAUACAAGAGAAGACAAUGGGCAAGUGGAACCUGCAGCAAAUAAAUGAUGUAAGUGCUUCACUGCUUGCUGAAGAUGACUUAUGGCCUGGUUUUUAUGAAGUUACCAUGGAGAUCAGAGACAAGCAAGGACUGGCCUGCCCUGAUGAGCAAGUCCUCCGUUUAGAGGUUUGCACUUGCUCUGAAGGAACGUUUUGUGUUUCAAAAGUGGCGGCCGUACACACUACAUCAGCCAGUUUUGGAGCAGCAGGAAUUAGUUUCCUAAUUCUAGGAUUCGUCUGCCUAAUCUUGGCGCUCGUUGCCAUAGUAAAAUGUGACUUUGGGAAUCAUGGAAAAAAAUUUAUUGAUAUGCCAUUUGAAACCAAGCAACAUCUGAUCUCCUACUGCACAGAAGGAAAAGGAAUAGACGGGGAUGGUCUUCUGAUGGGAAUCCUACCAGAAGUCCACAAUGAAGGCAGCAAUGAAAUAAAAUUAUCCAAAGAACCUUUAGGAAUGGUGGAAGAUAAGUCUAAUCUCACAGUGGAUGAAAUUCAGGUCCCCUGGUCAAACCAGGCUGUAAACAGUUCUAAAAUGGUAGGAAUGAUGCAGAAGAGUGCAUUUGGAGGCUUUUACUAUGACACGAACAUGGAAAACUCUGCAAGGUGGCAAGAAGAACAAGACUCGCUUGACGCAUUCCUAGAAAAAUACCUUGCACAUAAAUCCACGUAUAUAUCGGAGAAUGAUUCUCCAAAGCAAGGACCGAAGCACUAUGAUUAUGAGGGUGAAGGAUCCGUUGCCAGUUCAAUUGGGAGCUUCAUCGAGUCUAAUGAUGAUCUGGAGUUCUUGAACAACCUGGGUUCAAAGUUCAACACCUUGGCUGAGGUGUGUGGAUUCGGACAGACUGACCCAAAAGUUAUUGCUAAUCCUGUCGAGACAACACCAAACGCAGCUGUAUCUUCAAGUCAUGUGACCAACAUCAUCUUGCCCAGUCCUGAGGAGAUAACCGUUAAAUCACCACUUGUCCAACCUGCACCUAAUCAGGGGAUUGUCAUACAGGAGCCUAUGUACUAUGGAUUCAACCAGCCAAUGGCAAGCAAUGGUUUGCUGUCAGAGGAUGGGCUUGGGCAAGGAAUGUACAUACUUAAUGGAACUCAAGAAGCUGAUAGAAUUCUGACUCAAGGUAACAGCCAUACACUUGCAUAUUUAGGUAGUGGACAACAGGCUGUUCUAGCAAACAACAUCAUUGGUGAUUCAGUCUUGUACUCACAAAUUGGACCUCAAAGUCCAGUCAUGAUUGCUGAAGGUUUAGGUGAAUUUAAUCCUACUGUAAUUCAGAACUUUUCACCAACUCCAAACCUUGUAAUGAUGCCACAGCAACAACUAGAUGGAAUUGGUUCGCUACAGAUGUUGACCGUACCUGUGGAAUCGAUUGUAUCAGGAGAGAACGGACAGGGUAGAGUAACUAUUAUAGAUGGUUCAGCAAACGAAGGUAAAGUAUUCGCUGGAGGUCUAGGUCCAAGUUAUCGUCCCAUGAGCCCUCAACUACUUUACCCAGUAAGUUCUCAAGAGUUUAGUGGAAUGGUACAUAUGAACCAAACAGUAGUUGAUGGCUCCCUUUCCAGUGCACAGAAUGAAGGGACAGUAACAACUGUAGAAAGUCCUGUCAUUGGAAGCAAUGUAUUGAUUAGAGGCCGAGGAACUCCAAACCUAGUGACAGUGCCUCAAAUGGCAUAUGAUCAGGUAAACAGCCAGCUAUUAAUAAAUGGUCCUUACCAGAGUGCUUCAAAAGAAGGUGGAGAGAGUAGACUACCGGUUAGUGGUCAUUCUAUUCUAGAGGCUCCUAUUAGUGGAGGUAAUUUACUGGUUGCAGGCCCAGGUCAGUAUCCUGUGUCUAUGACCGCAGGAACUCCAAAUCUAGCGAGACUGCCUCAAGUUGCAGCUGGACAGGUAUUAGUAAAUGGUCUCUUGCCAAGUGUUCAGAACAUUGUAUCAGGGAAAGGUGGACAGAGUAGACCAUUGGUUAGUGGUCCCACAGUUCUAGAGGGUUCAAGUCAGCUUCCACUUGCCAUGAGUCCAGGAGUACUUAGUCCAGUGGAACUUCCUCAGGCAACAAACAGACAGUUAUUCCGUUCUACAGCAUCCAGAGUUCUGACUUCAUUGGUUAUGAUGCCAAAAUCCGAAAGACUUGCAACAAAUGGGAAGCUGAACGUUGAGCAGUGAUCUAAUUUUUGGUCUAGUGUCAUUAAUACCUCAUUAAUUCUCAGGGUGGGAUUGUUCGCAGAGAAGCACAGAAACUAUUUUAAACAUUAGAUGAAUUAAAAGUAUUCAGUGUUAAAAUGACAAUGUAAUAGUAAUAGACAAUGUAAUGACAAUGUAAUAAGUGUGUAUGAGCAUUUUUAAAAAUGGUAUAAUUUUCAAUAUUUACUUGGCCUGGGUGGUCUGAACCUAUUUCAAGGCCAAUAUUGUUAAACAUGUUGCAUUUUGUUUUACAUCUUAAAUCUACAGAUAAGAUUUCAAAGAAAAAGUUAACACAUUAGACGGACAUUUUAUAGGGCAAUAAAUAACGUGAUUAACCAUACAUAAUUUAACAACAACUCAAAAUAAUAAUAAAAAAAAAAUAACUACAACUUAUAUGUAUACUCUGAUUAUGUAGCAUUUAAAUUAAUUAUAAAGCUUUUAUUUCUGUAAAUCCUGUAAUCAAAUUUUAUUAUAUUUAAUAUAAACAAUGUGAUUGAUUAUUAUUAGUCAGUUCAGUCACAUGAUUACAUGGACUUCCAUUAUAUUUGCAUUACUGUGAACAGUAGGGAGGAGUCAAUGUUAUGUCCUGUGGAAUUCAUACUACUGUAUUUUAAAUUUCUUUCAGUAUUUUAAAAUGUGGUUUCUCUUGGGAUUUUUGUCAUUGGCGAAGGUACGACUGUGAUUUAAUACUCUGUGAUUAAAAACGGUUAAGUUAAUUUUAAGUUGUUUGUAAGAUGGUCAUUCUGUGUUUUUAAAACAAUGUUGUCUUGUGUGUGGUAAUAAUAUUUUUUCAGUAGUUUCAAAGACUAAAAGUUACAUGUGGUGUUUUACUCUUUAAGCCAUUUCAUGAACAGAAUGUUGGGACUAAAGAGCAGUCCUGAUGUUUUGUGAUUCACACCAUCUAGUGGUAUGAAACGCUAUUGAUGUUUUUACCACACUGGGGUGUGUUUCCCAAAAGCAACUAUGGUCGCAAGUUCCGUCGUUACCAACAGAGUUCAAUGGAACUAGCGACCGUAGUUAGCCAACAAUGCUUUUUGGAACCGCACCCCUGGUCAGGUGUUUCCUUAUUGUUUAUGUUUUGCUUGGAGCGGACUGCAUUUCGGUGAGAGGUGUAGCACAUGAACUUGUUGCACAGGUGAAUUCUCUAAGUUCUUUAAAGUGUUGCCAGUCUAUUUAGUGGAACUGAAAAAUAUUUGAACACAAAAUAUCAAACCAAGUGCCAAUUGAUUGAAUGAAAUAUUGCUUUUCAGGCAAAACAACUCACAAAAAGUGGUUUGUCCGAUUUCAAAUGAUAAAACAAUACUCAAUACUGAAGUACUGUGACACUUUGUGUAUUUCAAACAUUUGUGAACAUGCUGAUAGGUAAUGUGAUUCUCUACACCUCUGGCUCCUUUAAUAGGACAUCUUGUGAACUUUAGGAGAACUGACUUCAUGCACCCAUUAAA
Molecule: messenger RNA, 6083 nt
Organism: Onychostoma macrolepis
Lineage: Eukaryota; Metazoa; Chordata; Actinopteri; Cypriniformes; Cyprinidae
Product: desmoglein-2-like protein
Exons: 14
Coding region: 910-4620 (1236 amino acids)
Biological process (GO): homophilic cell-cell adhesion
Cellular component (GO): plasma membrane; desmosome
Molecular function (GO): calcium ion binding
Source: RefSeq, a predicted model, not a curated record